GCAGGUUUGCGUCAUAUUCUGAAUCUGAAUGUGAAUCUGCACUAUACAUGUUAGAUCAUAUUCACACACACCUGAUUUCCCUCAACAUGGCAACCCCAGAGCUUCUUUUAUAAUUUUUUUUUUUUUUUAAAUAAAAAGUUACUUUGCUAGAAAAGUAAUCUGAUUACAUAACUGUUACUUGUAUCGUGUUGCAUUCAAGUACUGCUGAGUAAUAUUACUAUAUGAGUUUGGAUUAUGGUUACUUGCAUGUAAUCAUGUAUAGUAAUAAUGACACUAUAAUAAAGCGUUAGCUAAUGUUUUGGGAACAUUAUUAGAGGCCAGAUCAUGUUAAACAAACAUUAUAUUAAUGUUACGUUGAUGACUUUAAGGGAUCAGUACAUGGCUGUGGAGAUGCUCUGAAUGAAAGGGAAGGAAUCACUGAUUCUGAUUCAGCAGAGAAGCUGUUUUCAUGCAGUGUUUCUGUAGGAGGGUCGUGAGUUCUGUGAGCAGCUGCUCGUGUCUGAAUGUGAAUCUGCACUGCAGAGGUUCAACAGACCCGACGAGUCGAGCUCAGAGCUGAACUCUGCGUAUGGCAAGCCCUUUUAACGUUUCAUCUAUGAAACAUCCUGUAUGUAUUUGCCUUAGCUUCUGGUAGUAUGCUGGCUACUAGUACUUGCUCUUUAACUACCGCUAGCUUGUUGCAAGGUAAUAGCAUUUAACAUAAUACUGUUUGAUUAAUAAUAAUGUAUCUAAUAAUACUCUCUAGUAUAGUGUUAAGAAUGUUACUUUUAAAAUGUAAUAGAUCACAGAUUACGUAGGUAAUGGUAGGGUUACUUUACUAACUGCUUAAUUUUAAGUACUUUUUGAUAACUUUCAUCAGUUUCUAAUAGAUUCACAGCAUGCAGGGUUAUAUUACAGUAGUGUUGAACACAGGUGCACUUUUUGUGCAUUACUUUGAGUGUUCUCGCACACCCAGGAGCCUUGGAUCUUCCCUUUCUUCAAACAGAAAUCCUGGUUAGGAACAGGAGCCAUAGAUCCGUGAUUCUGUACCCCUUACCUAAAGAAAAACUGAAUUUCUGAACAUAAAACAAGUUUCAUAAAACCUAACAAAAGUCCUCUCUACACACACACACUUUAAUGUACAGUUAAGAUCACUAAAGCUGUUUGCCUCUCCCCAUGUGCUCCUGUGAUCAUGAGUCAGAAAAGAACGUCUCACCUUGAAAUGGUGCUUGAGAGCGACUCCCAAACACAGCACUGGACCGUUCCUUCAUUGUUUUUAAACAUUUUAAUUGAUUGCAAUAAUUAAAAAAAAAACAUACUGAACAAGGCGGCAUUAGGAAAACUUUCCUUUCCUUGAGGGCAACACGAUGCAGUAGAGUGUUCAGGUACUAGUACAUGUUAAGGAUUAAAUGUUUGAACGGCUUGCCAUAUUAGCGUGUGUGUGUGUGUGUGUGUGUGUGUGUGUGUGUUCUGAAUGGCUCCUCAACCGGUCAGAGUCAGCAGCAUCUCUCUGCACAGGUGACUAUGCCCCGUGUGUGUUUGAGGCAGAGGACACAUCUGUCUGCUUUAUUCUUUCACACUUUGUCCUGGGCCUGUUCAGCAUCCAUUGACCCCGCCCCCAAAAUUGACGGACAGCGGACCUCGUCAGUUACCGUACAGGAGAACGUCACUCAGCACUUCAGCUGCCAAUCAGAGGGCUGGGAUGCUCAAGCCCCGCCCCUACUCACCUGGUACCUGAACGGCGAGCGGCAGAGCGAGGUGACGGGCCGCCGGGGGGCGGGGCGUCUGGUGAUGACAUCACCGCAGGAUUCCGGAACGCUUAAAUACGGAUCGGAGCGCAACAGCACGUUCACACUGAAACCGAAGCGCUGGGAUCGAGAACUGGUGUGUGCCGCACAAAAUCCUGUGAGAGGAGAGAGCUACAACGCCAGCGUCACCCUCAACGUGCAGUUCCAGCCGGAGAUCCUGCGUGUGGACGCUCACUACAGCCAGAGCUCGGACCCCGGACUCGCCCUCAUUCUCUUCGCUUUGGUUCGCUCCAACCCCCCCGCCUCCAUCCGCUGGGUGGACCAGUCCGGUCAGCUGCUGGCCAACAGCUCCGACUUCCUCAUCCUGGACUCACGCAGCUUCCCCUGGCUGACCAAUCACAGCCUGCAGCUCACUCUCAGCAGCCUAUCAGGAAACAUCACCGUGAGCGCCAACAACAGCCUCGGCUCCGCCCACAGCAACCUCACGCUCACAGAGUUCCUUCAGUCUCGUGUGGAGGUGCCGGUGUUCGGGAUCGUGACGGGUGGAGUCGCCGGCUUCAUCACCCUCCUCAUCUUCACUCUGAUGGUGUUCUUCCUCCUCCAGAAGGACAAGACUAAAGAGGAACCUGCCCUGCAUCUCUCCUGCAAACGCAGCAGCGAGAACGGUGUGUAUCUUCCGCGGGAGAACAUGUCUCUUCCGUCUCACGUGCAGCUGAAUGAUGACGGAUCUCUCUGUAAAGGACAGCAGAGCUCCAGACCCAGCUCUCUGGAGAGGAGACGAGCCGAGGACGACGAGGAGGACCUGUCUGCGGCCUACGCUGCCCGAGGUCAGAGGUCACCUGAUCGUGAUCCAGUCCCUGCAGGGUUCGCUCGCUAUCCGAUGGUUGGCUACAUCUACAAGGUCAGCAGCACCAGCAGCGACGAGAUCUGGCUCUGAUUGACCUCUGACCUCUGAACCUCUCAGACAUCGAGCCUCAUUUCUGAGAUCUCACCGUGAUUGACUGACAGCGCUGAAGAACUGCAUUACCCAUAAUCCCUGAUCCGAGAAACCACUGUUACUAUGGAAACGCCAAUCAGAAGCUAUUUCCACAAUAGCUAGACUACAUCAGCUAACUGAUGAUGAUGAUGAUGAUGAUGAGAAAUCAGAGCAAGAGUUAAAAUCACAGACCGACUCAAACACAGGGAAUCAUGGGAUCUGUAGUUCAUUCAGAAGCAACUUUAAUAUUAUUUUUUGUGUUUCUUCAUCAGAUGUGAUCAUUUUCUCUCAGUUCUCGUGUCAUGGUCUUCUCUAAACAUUUAAACAGUAUUUCAGCUGGACAAUGUUUUUUUUUCAUUAGUAGCGUUUUUAAUUAAAAACACAUGUUUAUCAUUUAGUUUCAGAGGAUUCAGAGAACGUUCAAAAGGAACGUUUACACAACGUUUGCAGAACGUUAGCGAAACCUCCUCGUCAGCAGAACGCUCUUCUAGUCUGCACUGAUUCACACGAAACCGUCGGACUGAACAUAAUUACAUGAAUAAUGAAUCAGACAGACUGUACAUGUGUGCUUUCCUCAGUAUUUACCCACAGUUCUUUGCUGCUAUAUGGAAUGCGCAUUGUUUUCGUGAAAUAUAAGGGAAACCUGCAGAUAUGUGAGAGAUAUAUAUAUAUAUAUAUUUAAAUGAAUAUAAAGAGUAUUACCGGUAAGGUGUUAUGAUCAUCUGUGUGUGUAUAUUUACUGUAAGUAUGUUUGUAAAGCUCAUUAUGAAUCUGUAUAUAUGAAUAUAUUUCAUAACGCAUGCCACUGUGUUUCCAUCCAGCAGGGGGCGCUGCUAGUUAACCUCCAGGCUGUUAACCAGAGCCUAACUAGUUCUAGUUAAUUGUUCCAGCGAUUAUCUGUCUCUCGUGAAUGAUCAGUCAUAUGAUGAAAUACCUCAAUAAAUCAUAAUAAGUCUCA
Molecule: messenger RNA, 3661 nt
Organism: Puntigrus tetrazona (Sumatra barb)
Lineage: Eukaryota; Metazoa; Chordata; Actinopteri; Cypriniformes; Cyprinidae
Product: transmembrane protein 25
Exons: 9
Coding region: 1504-2664 (386 amino acids)
Biological process (GO): negative regulation of excitatory postsynaptic potential
Source: RefSeq, a predicted model, not a curated record